UGAAAAAUCAGUGGGAAUCCGAUAAAUGAGAAAGGCAUGAUUCCAAGAAGCCAGUGGGAUCCCAAUGUCACCGCCAAAUUUGCCACCCAUAGUCGUUUAUGCGACCCCUUCUUCCUUCCUUCACAAAUGCCUGCUGCCCUUUCCUGUUAGCUGUUCUCUUCUCUCCCCUCUCUCUCUCUCUCCCUCUCUCUCCCUCUCUCUCUGGUUGACUAUUCAGAAACGAUCCGUUCCGCCAUUAACGAAGGCCAACGAAAUCGACAGAUGAAUGCGUUGAAGGAAAAGGUCACGAACAAGGUCUCUCGCCUCUUCGCCGAUUCGCCUUCCUCCGCGCCAUCUCCCACCACCCUCGACUCCCCUCCCAACUCUCCUCCGGCCAAAUCAAAUUCUCAAGGAGGAAAAUCAUUGUCAUCAUUCUUUUCUUACAUAAGCUUCGAUGGGUUCAAAUCCAACAAGCGUCAACAUGAUAUUAAACCAAUUCAAUCACUUCCUGUUGGAUGGAGAAGUCAAUAUAUUGCAGUUCCCGAUGAAAACUUGGAUGAGUAUGUUGAUUGUGAACCUUCAUUUGAUAACAAAGAAAUAUUGAAUGGUCAUGAAGAGGAGGGACAUGCCCCUGGAAGUAGCACUAGUUGUUCUGACAUGUUUGAAGAUGCUGCUAGCCCACAGACAGCGGAGAAAGCAAUGUCUUAUCUCUCAGAUGAAUCUACACUUAUUUCUUUAGAUUUAUAUGAAUUCUUGCAGUCUUCUCUUCCUAACAUAGUGAAAGGGUGCCAAUGGGUCCUGCUGUAUAGUACGUUGAAACAUGGAAUAUCGCUUCGUACGCUUAUUCGUAAGAGUGCAGACCUUUCCGGUCCUUGUUUGUUGGUUGUAGGAGACAUGCAAGGUGCUGUUUUUGGAGGGCUGCUAGAAUGUCCCCUGAACCCUACUUCAAAAAGAAAAUAUCAAGGUACAAACCAAACAUUCGUAUUUACAACCAUAUAUGGUGAACCAAGGUUGUUUAGACCAACAGGCGCAAAUAGAUAUUUCUAUUUGUGCUUGAAUGACUUACUUGCACUCGGUGGGGGUGGAAACUUUGCUUUGUGCCUCGAUGAAGAUCUGUUAAGUGGAACUAGUGGUCCCUGUGAAACAUUUGGAAACUUGUGCUUGGCGCAUAAACCUGAGUUUGAAUUGAAGAAUCUUGAGCUGUGGGGGUUUACACAUUCAUCAAAGUACGUGGCCUGAUGCAAUGCUGGGAUGCUUUCUUCAUUUUGUCUCGUUCUAAAACAUUUAGUAUCCUCAUUCUUUAUUCGUACCAUCGACCUCCAUUUUGAUCCAGGAGGGCUCUGCCUUUGCCUCAAGUAAUAUGAUGAAACUUCUAUUCGUCAGUCAUUAUUAUUAUUAUUGUUUUUAAUUUUUUGAUAUUUCCAAACAAAACCAAAAAAGAGAAAAAGAGAAAAACGUUGUAACAAUGACAUAUUUGAUAAUAGAUCUGCUCUAUUUGCCU
This is a messenger RNA of Malania oleifera, 1480 nucleotides long. RefSeq lists its product as uncharacterized. Lineage: Eukaryota; Viridiplantae; Streptophyta; Magnoliopsida; Santalales; Ximeniaceae. The record is from RefSeq and is a predicted model, not a curated record. The coding region runs from base 262 to 1218 and encodes 318 amino acids. The transcript is spliced from 8 exons.